Diorhabda sublineata is the source of this 2119-nucleotide messenger RNA. RefSeq names its product SET and MYND domain-containing protein DDB_G0273589-like. Bases 72 to 2081 code for a protein of 669 amino acids. Lineage: Eukaryota; Metazoa; Arthropoda; Insecta; Coleoptera; Chrysomelidae. The transcript is spliced from 4 exons. Gene Ontology annotation, molecular function: protein binding. The record is from RefSeq and is a predicted model, not a curated record.
AGUAGCUGUGUUAUAUUUAUACGAGAUUGAUUGAGACGAGAAUGUACUGUAAAUAGGUGACUUAAAACAAUAUGAGCGAUGUUCAUGUCAAAAACUACACUUUAUUACAAAAUUAUUGUGAGAAGGCAAUAAGUCAAUUAUCCGGAGAAUGCAUUGAAAGAUUCAAGAAAACCAAAGAUGAAUAUUCUAGAAUCAAGCUUUUAUAUGAAGCUGCUACAAGUAUACCGAUUACCAUAUUAGAACUUAAUGGCAAAACCUUAAAAAAUUCAUUGGAGAGAAAAAUUGAAGGAAAUUCUUAUUUUGCGAAGAAAGACUACAUCAAUGCUUUAAAGUGUUACAACGAUGGUAUUAUAAAGUGUCCACAAAACUCAGUUGAAUCCCGAGAACUUCUUACUAUUUUGAUUUCUAACCGAAGCGCAACAUUCUUUGCGUUGAAUGAAUAUAAAAAGGUUCUCAAUGACAUUGAUUAUCUAGUAGAAAUAGGUAACUAUCCAGCUCAUUUGAACUAUAAAAUAUGGAUAAGGAAGGCGAAGUGUUAUCAUGCUUUAAAAAAUGAAAAUUUAGCUUCAGAAGCUUGUGAUGAAGCCUUAAAAAGCUUAAAAUUUAGUAAACUUGAUAAAAAAUCUAUAAGAACCAUAACACAAGAUAUAGAAAAAACAAAACAGACCAAAUUAACGUUGGUAUUAAAGCAUGAACUAGUGAUUGCCGAAGAUCCAGAAAUUUUUGAAGGUAGUAAAGAAUAUAUAGCUGCUCAUCCAAAUAUAAGCUUUGAACGUGAUACUUAUCAAGGAAGGUACGCUGUAGCUAAUGGAGAUAUAGAGACGGGAACUAUUAUUCUUGAAGAAAACGCACAUGGUGCAGUAGUAGAUACAGAACAUGCUCUAACUAACUGUCAGAACUGCUUUCUCUCUGUAGAACAACCAAUAGCUUGUUCAACGUGUGCCAAUGUCAUUUUUUGUAGUACAAUUUGUGAAAGAUUGGCUAACAGAGGUUACCAUAAAGUAGAAUGUCCAUUUCAGGAAUCACUUUUCAAAUCUGGAGCUUCGGUUAACUGCUUUUUAGCUCUGAGAAUAAUUACUCAAAAGCAUUAUUCUUAUUUCAAUGACAAGAAGAAUAGGCUCAAAGACUACCUGAACGAUAAUUGCCAGAAAACAGCUAUCAAGAAAAAGAUUUAUAGAUAUGAUGAUUAUGAUAACGUUUUCUUCUUAUGUAGAAACGAGCAUUUACGAAAUAAAGAGGAACUUAUUCAUUUCAGUUUUAUGAGUAUAUAUUUAUUGAGACUUUUAAAAUUGGGAAGAUAUUUCCCAUUUAAAACUGACGAUAAAGUUUUAAGAGAAGAAGAGAUUUAUUUUGGAAGUCUGAUUCUUAGACAUUUGCAGAUUCUACAGUUCAAUGCCCACGAAGUGUCAGAGCUCAGGAAUUUACCAAACUCUUCAGAGAUUCAAGAUGUGAUGAAUAAGUAUGAAAAUGCUAGUACCGGAGCAGCUAUUUAUCCAACAUUAGCACUUUUUAAUCACUCUUGUGACCCUAGCAUAGUCAGGUACAAUAUAAAAAGCAAAAUGGUGGUUAGAACUAUAAAACCCGUUAAAAAGGGAGAUAUAAUUUAUGAAAAUUAUGGACCACUAUAUACAACAAUGCCAUUACGAGAAAGACAAGUUACUCUUAAAAAUAAUUACUGGUUUGAAUGUCUAUGUAUACCGUGUGUAGAGAUGUGGCCAAAAUUUGAUGAAAUGACCGACAAACAAAUAAGAAUUCCCUGUAAAACUGAGAAAUGUCCUUACGUGCAUAUUACGAAAUUGGAAGAUAAUCCUUUUUUCACCUGCGAGUACUGCCAUAAAGUUAAUAGUAUCAUGUCCAAUUUAAAAGGUCUCAUGGUAUUAGAUACAAUUCUACCGGAAGCCGAGAAUCUGUUUUGUUCAGAACAAUUGAAGAGUGCGAUGGAGAAGUUUUUACAAGGAUUGAAUAUUUUAUUUGAAUAUACUAGAUCACCGCAUCCAGAAAUUAUAAAAGUUCAACAAAGAAUCAGAAAUUGCAUGAUUCACAUGGGUAAUAAAAGAUAUAACUAUAAGUUUGAUAUAUAAUCACAUUUAAAUAAUAAACGUGAAUGAAUUCAUCUAAA